CGGCGAUGGCGGCCGCUAUGGUGACCGCGGCAGUGGCGGUCCCGGCGCCACCGAGCGGAGCGGAUGGCGCGUCGUCGGUGCACUGGUUCCGCAAAGGCUUGCGGCUCCACGACAACCCGGCGCUGCUGGCGGCCGUGCGCGGGGCUCGCUGCGUGCGCUGCGUUUAUAUCCUCGACCCGUGGUUCGCGGCCUCCUCAUCCGUGGGGAUCAACCGGUGGAGGUUCCUUCUGCAGUCUCUGGAAGAUCUGGACACAAGCCUAAGGAAACUGAACUCCCGCCUGUUUGUGGUCCGGGGACAGCCAGCUGAUGUGUUCCCAAGGCUGUUCAAGGAAUGGGGGGUGACCCGCUUGACCUUUGAAUAUGACUCGGAACCCUUUGGGAAAGAACGGGAUGCAGCCAUCAUGAAGAUGGCCAAGGAGGCUGGUGUGGAAGUGGUGACUGAGAACUCCCAUACCCUCUAUGACCUGGACAGGAUCAUUGAGCUGAAUGGGCAGAAGCCUCCCCUCACCUACAAGCGCUUUCAGGCCAUCAUCAGCCGCAUGGAGCUGCCCAAGAAGCCAGUGGGCUCGGUGACCAGCCAGCAGAUGGAGAGCUGCAGGGCUGAGAUCCAGGAAAAUCACGAUGACACCUAUGGCGUGCCCUCCCUGGAGGAGCUGGGGUUCCCCACGGAAGGACUUGGCCCCGCUGUCUGGCAAGGAGGAGAGACAGAAGCUCUGGCCCGCUUGGAUAAACACUUGGAACGGAAGGCCUGGGUUGCCAACUAUGAGAGACCCCGGAUGAAUGCCAAUUCCCUGCUGGCCAGCCCCACAGGCCUGAGCCCUUAUCUGCGCUUCGGCUGCCUCUCCUGCCGCCUCUUCUACUACCGCCUGUGGGACCUGUAUAAAAAGGUGAAGCGGAACAGCACACCUCCCCUGUCCCUGUUCGGGCAACUUCUGUGGCGAGAGUUCUUCUACACGGCAGCCACUAACAACCCCAGAUUUGACCGCAUGGAGGGGAACCCCAUCUGCAUCCAGAUCCCCUGGGACCGCAACCCUGAGGCCCUGGCCAAGUGGGCCGAGGGUAAAACAGGCUUCCCUUGGAUUGACGCCAUCAUGACCCAACUGAGGCAGGAGGGCUGGAUCCACCACCUGGCCAGGCACGCUGUGGCUUGCUUCCUCACCCGCGGGGACCUUUGGGUCAGCUGGGAGAGCGGGGUUCGGGUAUUUGAUGAGCUACUGCUGGACGCGGACUUCAGCGUGAACGCCGGCAGCUGGAUGUGGCUGUCCUGCAGUGCUUUCUUCCAACAGUUCUUCCACUGCUACUGCCCUGUGGGCUUCGGCCGCCGUACGGACCCCAGUGGGGACUACAUCAGGCGCUAUCUGCCUAGAUUGAAAGGCUUCCCCUCUCGAUACAUCUAUGAGCCCUGGAAUGCCCCAGAGUCGAUUCAGAAGGCAGCCAAGUGCAUCAUUGGUGUGGACUACCCACGGCCCAUCGUCAACCAUGCUGAAACCAGCCGGCUCAACAUCGAGCGAAUGAAGCAGAUCUAUCAGCAGCUCUCACGAUACCGGGGACUCUGUCUGCUGGCAUCUGUCCCUUCGUGUGUGGAAGACCUCAGCCACCCAGUGGCCGAGCCUAGCUCAAGCCAGGCUGGGAGCAUCAGCAGCACUGGCCCCAGACCACUUCCCAGCAGUCCAGCCUCCCCCAAACGCAAGCUGGAAGCAGCUGAGGAGCCGCCUGGUGAGGAACUCAGCAAACGGGCCAGGGUGGCGGAGUUGCCUGCCCCAGAGCUGCCAAGCAAGGACUCCUGAGCGUGAGUGGCAGCAGCUUAGAGUCCUCCUCAGGAAGGAAGCUGCAGAGUCCUAGCUCCGUGAGCAAAGCCUGGGUGCCCAAGCAGCCACCACAGCCACAGAGUGCAACCUACAGAGAAGCCGAUUGCUGACCAAGAGAGAGCAAGCGUGUGUGUGCGUGUGUGCAGAGGAAGGAGUGGUGUGCUGUGUGCGUGUGCAUGCAUCUGUUUACACUCUCAUGAUCCUGAGUGCUGCCUAGGCGGGGGGAGUACCUGGAGCACGCCUCCCAGUGGGCACUUCUUCCUAGCCUACAGACUUGAGCCCAGAAGUCAUGGCGCUAAUCUUCAGCCUAGAUCUGCCCUGAGAGCCCCCUUGUCCUAAUAGGACAUGGCAGUAGGACCUUAGCUGGGAUUCUGGCAUCCGCUCCCAUCCUCACAUCCCACUGAGGAGUCAGAGGACUAGAUUUGGGCUCUGUCCAAAGUGUGGGAUUCUAGAGGCAUCCACUGAAUCCCCAUUUUCUGACCCUGGGAAGCUGGUUUGCUGGAGUAGGCAGAUUUGUCCAGACUUAACCACAAUCCCUGUCAUCUUAUUCUAAAUCCCUGCCCCUGGUGCCACAGACUCUUCCAUGGACAUUUGUGAUAAGCACGAGGCUGUAGACAGAGCUGGGAAGGUUCCUCCAUCAUACAGCGUGUACCCAGGUACCUGUCAUGAGUGUGCCAGCACUACAGAGACACCCAAGACAGCACACCCACCUUUUCAGGCUUUGAACCUAGGGAGAGAAGCAGAAUCUCAGCUCUCACUGUUCCUUCCCCAGAAGCUUUGAGGUAGUCUCCAUCUAGCCAGGAGCUGCAAAGGGCAGGGUCAGAGUGGGUACGUCUGCCCGGAGUAGACCAGAUCCUGAUGGCUUAUGCCCCUCUGACUCCUCUGGCCACACUCCAAGGCACCACAGUGCCCCAACAUAGACAGCUGACACCAGUCAGGAAAGAGGGCCAGGCUUUGUUCUAUAGCCUUCCAUGGCCUGCCCUUUACUUCUCAGCACCCAAGCUGCUAUGUCAGCUAUCCAGUAGCCAAGGUCUCGGGCAGAGGAGUGGGCACUGCUAGGGGCAGUUGGCAGAAGAGAAUAUAUCCAGCACACCCUCCCUCCCGAAGCAGCAGUGGGAGGUCUGGUCAGGGAAGCAGAGCCUUGUAUUCCAGGAGGGCCUGUCCUCCCGCCUCUCCCUCCCACGUCCACAGGCCCAUGUGGAGAAAGCAAUCCUGAAAAGAAAGGACUGUGGUCAACCAGAGCAAGUCUUCCUUCCACCCCCGUGGCCUGCACUUGAGCCACUCUGUGUGUGUGUGUGUGUGUGUGUGUGCGUGCGUGCGUGCGUGCGUGCGUGCGUGCGUGCGUGUGUGUGUGUGUGUGUGUGUCUACGUCUACCCAUAAAGCUCAAAGGCUAAUUCCUGUUUAGAUUGUUCUCACGUAUAACAUUAAGCUGGCCUCUGGGCCUUUUCCUCUCUACCUCCCCUGUGACCUUUCCUAGCCUCAGAGCUGUUCACCCCCUGGCCCUCUUUGUCCUCUGUCCUCAGCCAGGACGAGGGGCCAGGCUCCUGUCUCCUACAACUGUCCAGCAUAUUGUCAGGGUUCUUCCUGAGAUGUCCCCAGGUUUUUUUCAGCAGAGACCUGCUUUUAGAGUCCAACUGUUGUGUUUGUCAUCUCACCUAGUAUGUCCCAAGGCCAUGUGGGAAACAAACACAGGUGAUGAGGUGGAUGCAGAGCGUUGUGGUAGGGUCUUCCCUCUGCCCUCAGCUCCCGCCAGGGAGGAGUGGGGGGGUCUUGCCAGGGGGAGAGGACUGCACAUGAAGGGUCAGCCUGCUGAGGGUCAGGGCUGAGGGCUACAUUCAGUUCUUACUGAGAAGUGCCUUCAACCCCUGGGAUGACUUUCCUGCCUGUUCAAUGAUGACACUCUUCCCUGACAAGCAAGUUGGCAAGGCCACCCCACCCUCCACUAUUGCUGGAGUGCUGGCCUGUUUCCAGGAUGGCUUCAGUGGAACAAAGCAGUCCUGUCCCAAAGCUAUGGGGCACAGUGUGCAGGGGCCAGGGGCUCCAGCAGCUUCAUGCCUCCCUUCUAGCCCAAGUGACUCUGGAGCUGCCACAGGACAGACAGUACCCCGAAUCCUGCUCCAAGGGCCAGCAUGGGGAAGAGAUGGUCGCAGAAAAAAAUGCACUUUAUAGGGUUUUUUUCUUCUAUUGCUGCAAAAGUGUUUUUCCCACAGUUUGUGAAUAUUCAUUUGUUUUAUAAAUGUCUG
Messenger RNA from Dipodomys spectabilis (banner-tailed kangaroo rat), 4052 nucleotides. It is a transcript of the gene Cry2, whose product is annotated as cryptochrome circadian regulator 2. The transcript is spliced from 12 exons. Gene Ontology annotation, biological process: entrainment of circadian clock by photoperiod; circadian regulation of gene expression; negative regulation of DNA-templated transcription. NCBI's taxonomy places the organism in Eukaryota, Metazoa, Chordata, Mammalia, Rodentia, Heteromyidae. Bases 6 to 1787 code for a protein of 593 amino acids. Gene Ontology annotation, cellular component: cytoplasm; nucleus. The record is from RefSeq and is a predicted model, not a curated record. Gene Ontology annotation, molecular function: FAD binding; DNA binding.